AUGCACGCCGCCGCCGCGCGCGCCGUCCGGGCGAACGUCUCGACGCAUGCGCCGAUUACCACGCGAAACGACACGCGCGAAACAUCGCGUUCGGGCGCACGCGCUCGACGCGUCGUCCGAGCGCGCGGGCGCGAAUGCGCGACGCGGGCGAUCAUCCCGCGUCCUGGGGCGAGCAUCGCCGCCGGGUUGGAGAUUCCGUCGUACGAACACGUCAGAGAGGCGUACGAAAAGGUCACGGGAGGGGUGGUGCGCACGCGCUUGACGCACUCGAAGACUCUGAGCGCGCUGUGUGGGACCGAUCUGUAUCUGAAGCACGAGUGGGAGCAAGCCACGGGUUCGUUUAAGGAGCGAGGCGCGAGAAACGCGUUGAUGGCGCUGGACGAGGACCAGAAGAAGCGAGGCGUGAUCGCGGCGAGCGCGGGAAAUCACGCGCUCGCGCUGGCGUAUCACGGACGCGAGCUUGGAAUUCCGGUCACGGUCAUCAUGCCCUCCAUCGCGCCGCUGACGAAGAUCACGAAAUGCCAAAAGUUGGACGCGCGCGUCAUCCUGGAGGGAGACACGAUCGCCGACGCCGCGCAGUACGCUCGAGAGAACUAUGUGGAAACGGGCGAAAAGCUCAAGUACAUCAACGGCUUCGAUGACUUUGAAAUCAUCGCCGGUGCCGGUACUGUCGGUAUCGAGAUGCUCGAGGACGUUCGUGACGCUGAUGCUGUGGUCAUUCCCGUCGGCGGUGGCGGUCUGAUUGCCGGUAUUGCCCUCGCCGUGAAGCAGCUCAAGCCUGGUAUCAAGGUGAUUGGCGUCGAACCGGAUCGCUGCGCCUCGAUGACGCUCGCGCUCGCGGCUGGCGAGCCAGUCAAGGCCCCGACGACCGCGACGCUCGCGGACGGUCUCGCCGUCCCGACUGUCGGUCCUCGCUCGUUCCAAACUGUCAGGAACUUGAUCGACGAAAUUGUUUGCGUGAGCGAAUCUGACAUCGCUCUCACCAUGUUACGGCUCAUCGAGAACGAAAAGCUCGUUCAAGAAGGCGCUGGUAUCGCGGGUUUGGCUGCGGUCAUGACCGGUAAGCUCCCAGGGCUCAAGGGCAAGAAGGUCGUCGUCUGCAUGUGCGGUGGUAACAUCGACACGAGCACUCUAGGCAAGGUGCUCGAGAGAGGCUUGGUGGGUGACGGUCGCCUUGUGCGCUUCUCAUGCGUUGUCCCAGAUCGUCCCGGCGGCAUUGCGAGCGUCUGCAACAAGAUUGCCGGAGUUGGUGCUUCCAUUAAGCACAUUCUCCACGAACGUGCGUGGUUGGAGCAAGACUCCCACUCCGUGCUCGUUGACGUCGAGUGUGAAGUGACAGACGCCAAGAUGGGUGAAGAACUGUACGACAUCAUCAGCGAGAGCUACACUCUCCGCACCGCGAACUUCGGGCCGGCUAAGCGACCUCAAAUCAAGCCUGGUAGGGUAGUCAUCACUGAUGACUCGUCCGACACCUCUAACCCGGUAGUCGCGUGCGCAUUGGACGAAGAGUGCAUCUCUGUUUAUCCAGAAGACAAGUAA
Molecule: messenger RNA, 1539 nt
Organism: Ostreococcus tauri
Lineage: Eukaryota; Viridiplantae; Chlorophyta; Mamiellophyceae; Mamiellales; Bathycoccaceae
Product: Threonine dehydratase, catabolic
Exons: 1
Coding region: 1-1539 (512 amino acids)
Biological process (GO): L-threonine catabolic process; L-serine catabolic process
Molecular function (GO): threonine deaminase activity; L-serine ammonia-lyase activity
Source: RefSeq, a predicted model, not a curated record